AAUGUUAUACUCUUCCAUUUUCAUUUUUUCACUUUCAUUUAAUUUUAAAAUUCCACUACAUACAAAAAUCAUCCAACAUGCAAAAAUUAACAAGACUCUAUAACAAGCCAAAAAAAACAUACAAAAUACAAAACGGCUUUAAAAAAUACAGAAAAUUGAAACAGGGUUAGUCUCUAUAGAGGCAGAUUGUUGAUACACUAGGGCAAGCUACGAUUCUGUAUAUAUAAGCUAUAGAACGAAAUAAAAGAAAAAUCAAUUUUAACUUAAUGCAACUAUUAACAGCUAGAAAUGUGAACCAAAGAGUUUAUGUUUUUAUUGGCAGUCUAAGAAUAAAGGACAAAAGGGAAAUUCUCAACUCAUGUACGGUCAACACUCCUAUUUUCUAUUCAAAAGACAUAUUCCACAAGAGUUUAUUGCCUUUCAUAAUGGAACCAAUAUCCUGAAGGUACACCUGCUUUUAGAGCUUGGCUGUCCAACUUCAAAUGUCAUUGUUGACAAAUAUCCCUAACUUAAAAGGAUUUUUGUUUUAUAUCCCUAACAAAUAUCCCUAACUCAUUCUAAAAGUAACCACUCAUUCUUCGUACACAAAAAAGAAAGAAUUUUUAGGAACUUGCUACUCGUACCCAUAAAAUGAAAACCUGUUGUCAAACAUAAGCGACUUUCUGAGAUGGCAACUGAGAAUUUUUUUAAAAUGAUCGAAAACAUACCAUUUACAGAAUAUUUUUUUGUAGCUUCACUGGUCACUGUACGUGUUAGCUGCUCUCUCUUAAAUUCAGACUCUCAAAUUUUAAGUAUUCUUCAGCUUAUAAAGAUCUUUAAUUAUACUGGUCUUUGUUUUCAUUUAUUUGUUGACUAUAAAGUUUUCUUUUCUAAUAAAAUGAAGCAUUUUAACCUUAAUUUUGAUGGUUUUAACGUUGUAGUUGGUAUUUGAUUUUGGCAUAGGGGCUCAUACGUCCUGAAAUCAUGUUUCACGGAUACUGAAGGCAUUUGCCAUGUUGAUUAUAUGACACAUUAAGAGGAAGACGUUGAACAGUGGCAUCUUGUAUCCAACACAGACCAAUGUCGUGUACUUUAUCUUAGCAACCAAACAGACAUAUCAAUGAGAUGCAAAUUGAAUCCUUGCAAUAAUCAAACGAACCAUCCAGUUUAUCAACAUAGAAGCAUUACUAACCUUAGUUCGACCAUUUCUGGAGAAGGCUGGAGCUUUAUCAAGCCUUAAUGUAACUAAACAAGUUAAAAUGCUGGAAAGUGUACAACGUCGUGCCACGAAUCUAGUAAAUAAAAUCAAAGACCAUUCUUUCACUUGAGUACAGAAGAAAACGCAGUUUUAUGCUCUUCGAGUUGAAGCAGAAUAACACAAGAGGAAACAAAUCGAAAUCAUUUAAAAAACGGUGUAACUUAAACAUUCGCAGGUAUUUAAGAAACUAUGUGAUUUAAACAUUUCGCACAAAGAGUUGUUAAAGACUGGAAAAAUUAAACGAAUAAAGUCAUCAACUCUUCGACAGUGCGAAAGUUCGAACAAGCAUACCAUCGGCUAAAAUAUUCGAGCAAAGUUAAGAGAAUUUGGAGGCUGAAGACUGCGAUGAUAUUUGUUGAAAUGAAAAGAAAUUAAGAUGCCACAUCUACAACUGGCCUUACUUUCAGUAUUCUACGGGGAAUAUUUUGGAGUUGUUGGCACAUUGGUGGAAGUAAAGAUGACAACUUAGACAGGAUAUUGUCUAGAAUUGAUGAGAGUUCUGGUAAAUGGUGCAGCAAUUGAAAUUGCCAGAAUUUUCAGCUGACGUAUAUUAUUUGCUUGGUAUUGUAGAUGAACAUAUUCUUAAAUGUGAUUUCGAAGAUAUCCUUUGCCCCGCUGAAUGUGGCAAAAGAGUCGCAAAAAGCCUUUUGGAGAAGCAUGUCAACGAGAAUUGUCCACGCAGGCAAGUCGAAUGCGAGCAUUGCCAAAUGAAGGUGCCCGUUUCAGAACUACAGAGCCAUUACAAUGCAUGCGAGUAUUGCCCUAUAGAUUGCAGCUUUAAUUGUGGUGCUGAAAAGAUACCCCGUAAACUAUUGCAAGAGCAUUUUGAAAAGUAUUGUCCAAAUGCUGAGACUGCAUGUUAUUUCUCAUUUUGUGGUUGCAUGUUUAGGGGGAAGAGGGAGGCCAUAGAGGACCACCUCCGGCAGGAAGCACACCAUCAUCUCAAACUGGCUGCUAAACAUGCCAGCCAGAUGGAAGCAAACAGUGCUAAAUUGCAGAUGCGGCUAGAGCAGAAGGCUUCGGAAGCUGGCAAGUUGGAGGCUCAGGUCAUCUUGCAAGGAAAUGAAAUAAAUGCCUUGAAAGAACAUCAUGCGGGCUUUGAGUCCCAGCUUAAAGCCGUCGAGAAAGAAAUCACGAUUCUGACGCGUCAAGGCAAAGAAAUGGGCGAACGCCUUGUUUUCCUAGAGGGAAAGAGUGGAUCAGCUAUUGUCCAAGAUGUUGAUAAUUUGAAGGAUCAAGCAAGGCAGCUGCAGCUGAAAGCCGACCAAUUGAAACAGUCAGUCAAUGAAGCUGGGGCACAGGUUCAGUUCUCAGACUGGUCAGGUGCCGUUUCCCUACCCUCAGGGAAGUCAAAUGGCAAUGAAGACCUUGACAGACGUAUGGAUAAACUUGAAAAUCAGCUGGCAGUACAAGACGUGCAAAUCGCAGAGCUGAACUUGAAACUGCAAUUGCUAGAGUCGACCUCAUAUGAUGGCAAGCUACUGUGGAAAAUUGACAAUUACAACAGGAGAAAGCAAGACGCGAUAACUGGCAAGACGCCCUCUCUGUACAGCCCUCCGUUCUAUACCAGCCGUUUUGGUUACAAAAUGUGUGCCAGAAUUUACUUGAAUGGCGAUGGGCAAGGUAAGGGAAGUCACAUAUCCCUGUUCUUUGUCGUUAUGAGAGGCGAAUACGAUGCGAUGCUUGACUGGCCAUUCCCCUGCAAAAUCACAAUGAAGUUGCUGUCACAAGAAGGAAAUUCCCAUGUCUCAGAAGCUUUUCGACCGGACCCGAAUUCUUCAAGCUUUCGUCGGCCUAAAUCGGAGAUGAAUAUCGCGUCUGGCGUUCCGCUGUUUGUUAGUCAGCAGAAAGUAGGCAAUGGGGCAUACGUCAAAAGCAACUGCAUCUUUGUCCAGGUCAUCGUCGAUACGUCCACACUGCGAGCCCCUUUUUCCAUUUAAAAUGUAUUGCGUGUUCAGGUUUUGUUGCUUGACCUUCCGCAGAGUACUAAGGGUCAGAAUGAUCGUCAGCAGUGUAGCGAAACAGUGGGUUGUCUUAGUUCAUCCGUAUAUUUCAAGCCAUUGUCAAGUAACAAUUUACAUCCCAAAAAUGUCCCAAAUUUACGAGAGAAAAAAAUCCAAUUUGUAGCUCAAUUUUACAUUUAUCGGCAGAGAUUUCCAUGAAGAGCAGGAAAGGACCAGGGGUUUGGGACCAUUUCGGUCAUGGGUAGUGGGGUGGGGGAGGGGGGGGGUGGUUGUCGUUUGUCAAGGUAUCUAAGCAAAUUCUGUUUCGUCUUGGUUCAUUCGACCCAUCGAUUUAAGAUUCCUGAACACGCAAUAUCUGAAUAUUUUAAUUUAAAUAAAGACUGACUUUUGACUCAAUAGAUUUGAGUGGUAUUUAGAGAGUUUUCAUGUUGCGUAUCUUUUUAUUGAAUUAUGUGUUUGUUUAAAAGGUAUUUGCCGAAUUGUUGUCUAAUGCGAAAAUUGCUUACAGUCUCUAAAAGUGAUUUAUUUCCAACAACUAGACUUCAGUAAAAUUUAUGAAGGAAACUAGGCCUCUUAAAAGCGAGUGGCCAAAAUAAAGUAACUUGAAAUCAUUUCGAUCUAUCUUAUAGUCACGCUAAUUGACAUGAAUUGGAGAAACUUAAUGGGCCUCUCCAGCCAAAUUUUGCACUUGCAUUUUAUUGGCUAAUUUUGCACUUGCAAUUUUGACGUCACAGUGUAUUUCGUUAGUCUCGCCUCAAACCGAAUCGAACGACUGCGAUUCGCAAAUUGAACACUGCAAGUGAUGGUAAUCUCAGUUCUGUUCCACCGGCCUUAAGUUUGAACAUUCCAGAUAUCAAUUCUGAAGUCUUUAGUCGUUCAUCGUUUCUGGGAUUACCAUCACAUCAGUGUCACCAAACCGAAAACUUUUUGUCGGUUAAUUCAAUUCAAUUAUCGAAAUGCAAGAGCUUAUAUCUCAUAAACUGUAAAAAAUAUCGAAAAACAAAUAACGAUAUCUUGAUCAGCAGGUUCAACUUCUUAAGAUUAGCCAAUAAAAUGCAAGUGCAAAAUUUGGCUGGAGUGGCCCUUUAAUGCUUCAUCCAUCUUUGAAAUGCUGCAUGGCAAUGUAUUGCUUUUCAAUGUUUGCUAGAGUAACAACGAAUAAGAUUUGAGUCACUCACAAUUCCCGAGUACUUGCUUCUAAGUUUACAGAUUUGCUACCUAUCUGUAUUUGCAAUACGCUUAAAUAUUGCUACUUUAAGAUCUCCAAGGCGCUAAAUUAGUGCAGAUCUCUAAAGGUGCUUAAUUAUCAUCAACUUUACUAUUGUAUUUGUUAAUAACAUAAUAUGGAGCUCUCCCGAAA
This is a messenger RNA of Rhopilema esculentum, 4561 nucleotides long. RefSeq names its product TNF receptor-associated factor 3. Gene Ontology annotation, molecular function: zinc ion binding; tumor necrosis factor receptor binding. The record is from RefSeq and is a predicted model, not a curated record. Gene Ontology annotation, cellular component: cytoplasmic side of plasma membrane; plasma membrane signaling receptor complex. NCBI's taxonomy places the organism in Eukaryota, Metazoa, Cnidaria, Scyphozoa, Rhizostomeae, Rhizostomatidae. Gene Ontology annotation, biological process: regulation of canonical NF-kappaB signal transduction; regulation of apoptotic process; signal transduction.